AUGGUUCAGCUACUGGGCAUCGCAGCCAUUACGUUGGCCCUUAUCGGUAUCGUGGGCGCUAUCAUUCAGAACCGACUGCUGCUUCUACUCUACUCUGUCGUUAUGGUUAUUGCCAUGUCGGCGUUUGGCGUGCUGGCUGGGACGGCGUUUACGUUCAAGACGAAAAUGGACGACUGGGAGGAAGCCACGUCCCCUGCUGAAGAUCAGGAGACCAAGCUGGUGGAGACGUUCAACGAGGUGUACUGCUACGCCGAACGAUAUUAUUUCUGCAACAACGCUACGGCUAAAGAGGCCUAUGAGACCUUUUUUCCCAACGCGUCGACUGCGCUGGUGAGUUUGCUUCCCAAUACUACGAGCAUUGUGUCGCUCUGCGAUGAGCUUAACAGUACAGUUGACGGCUUGUCGACCGUCUGUGAGGCUUGCAACAUGUCGACGACGUUCGCCAAGUAUUACAGGAUCCUCACCUGGGCUGAAAGCAAGUGCCCUCGUACUGCGACGACUGGUCAGUGGUGUGCUUCUUUCCUGGCGACUGGAACUGCUGGCGCAGUGUACGACGGUGCGCCCUAUGGCCAAUGCCGCACUAUUUUCCUGGAUGUGGCUAUCGACUGGAGUGGCACCAUGGCUAUUGCUGGUCUGUUGGUGGCUAUUGCAGCUGCAGACGUGCGAAAAAGUCGCAAUUAUACGGAGCGCGAAGCGGGUGCGUACGGAAGAGUGGCUGGAUUUAAUGCUGUCGUCGAGCCUCAAGUGGACGGGCGCUUACACUUACACAUGACAGUGUACGGCUCAUCGUUUACACCAGAGAUUUUGACGCGCGGAGCUUCCUGCCAAGAACUGCGCGAGUACAUUGCUAAGUGGAUAAAUGCCGUCUCUACAAAUCAUUUGUCUCCCAGCACGAGAGCUUGGUUAGCUGAGCGGGAAUGUAUGGAACCUUUACCGCGUGCUUGUGAAGUCACGCUGCCUCCGGUAAGCACGAAUUUUGCGGCUUUUCAAGAUACGAUUGAAGCGUCAGUUGUCGCGACCAAUAUUCAUAACCAUUCAAGGACUUGCAUAAAAGGAAAGCGGGGCAAAACCCAAUGUCGACUUUGCCGUCCUGCUGGAAUUCACAACCUCCCGACGCAACCGCUGCAUAUCAGCAAGUCCGAUGGUGUAUUGACGGGGAAAUCACUCAAUCCGGAGCUUGAAGUAAAGCUUGACGCUGGAUAUGACCCUGAACAAGGUGAAUUUCUUCGUCCACACAUUCCCGGGCCGAUAGUAUGGGAGCAGUUCCGCCCAGAGUCAGAUGGAAUGUUUAUUGAAACAAAUCUGCUGUUAUCUGGAUUGACUGCUUCUCACUGCAACUCAAGUAUCAUGAACGGAGAAGAUGCUGGAGAUAUGGUAGAUGAGUACCAGCAGAAUUACAUGACAAAAGAAGGCGCUGGCUUGAAAAAUGCUGCUGCGGUAAUGUUAACCGCACUGGAAGAUGUACUCAAAUAUCCAAGUGUAGCUCUAAACAGCGGGACGCCGAUUCGGCAAGCACAAUAUUUGGCAACAAGAACGGUAAACGCGUUUGGUGGUGCCCACGAAUGGCCUCUAUCGCUUAUGGUGUAUGCUUUGCUUGGACACAAGUCAUUCAUAUCGUCAGAAGCGUUUUGGUACAUUUUUCCGCAUGGUUACAUGGAUGAAUUAAGGAAGAUGGAAAUGAACGAGGUGAAUGAUGAUCAUGAUACCAGUGACAGUGAAAGUGGAUCGCUCGAAGAUGAUGAAGGUCCCAUUGGUGACGAUUUUGACGUUGAUAGUGGUUCAGAUUCUGCGGACGAAGGUGGAAAUAUUCCAAUGACGCAGGUCAUUGAAGAGCUUGCAAGUUUUGCUCACUCCGACGAUUUAUCAGAGCUUAGAACUGGUUUGAGUGGACAAUAUACCUCGGGAGGAGCACGUGCUUACAAAGUUGAAGGCAGGACUAUUUUUAUUACUCAAGUGGAGUCUUACAAAUUCCGUGGGGAACACUUCGUGGAUUAUUCGCCGAGUGAAUUUGCUUGUAUCGUUGACAUCGUACCGCGUCAAACCUCGACGAAAGUUGCAUCUCAACGAGGGCAUAAACGACGUAAAGGGUUUGAGUUGAGUCCUCGCCACCCUCUUUACCAUUACUAUGAAGCAGUCAUACGAACGAAAAUGUUGACGCCUAUGUUUGGAAGGGGCUCCUCCUCCUUCACGUCCACGCAAGUCUAA
Molecule: messenger RNA, 2205 nt
Organism: Phytophthora nicotianae INRA-310
Lineage: Eukaryota; Oomycota; Peronosporomycetes; Peronosporales; Peronosporaceae
Exons: 2
Coding region: 1-2205 (734 amino acids)
Source: RefSeq, a predicted model, not a curated record